AACAACUGAAGCGAUGAAACAUUGACGUCAAUAUAAUAAAAAAAAUUAUUAACUUAAAAUAAAAAUUAAAUUAUAGUGAAAUGCCGAGUGCGAGACGACGUCGAUUUUCAGUCCAAAAUGAAAUGAUAAAUCAUGAUACUGUAAAAUUGCAAAAUGAAACCCAAAUCAGUCACCAAGAUUUCAAUUUAGAUAUAAAUACACCCCAGCACUAUUUUGGAGGGCAUAAAACAAGAUAUAGAAACAAAAUAAUACCAAACACAUCCAAAAGGUCAUCCUGCUUAGAAGUCCUUACCGAAUGUAAAAGCACCACAUCAACAUCAGAUAUUCAAAAUCAUACGCUAACAUCUGACAAAGAAGUAACGGCAAGUUCCAGUAAUAUCAAUCUUUUUACCAUUUUUAACUCCCCUAAUUGUCUUGCUUUUGAUGGCUCCAACGAGAAACGAGAUAAUGAAAAGGAUCUCAAAAAAGCUAAUGUAGAACACAUUAUGCGCAGAGACAGAACUCCACGUCGAGAUAAAUAUCUUCACCGUAUAAAAGUUAGAAGCCCUAAACGCAAAGCACCAGUUAUUGAUAAAAAUCCCAAGAAGCGAUCAAUCGGUAUAAAUUCAACAAAUUUCGACAUAGAAACACAAAGUAGACAAAGCUUACAGGUUGAAGUUUUAAAAGAAGUAAUAGAUGUUGGUGAAAACACUGAAGAAGAUGAAAAAUUUAGCAAUCAUUCUUUAGAGGAUAUGUGUCGUAUUUGUCACAGUGGAGAAGGAGUUUCAGGGGAACUAGGGAACCUUAUUUCAGCGUGUUCCUGCAGAGGAACUAUUGGGAGAGUUCAUAUAAAAUGUUUGGAGAGGUGGCUAACCGAAUCAGGAAAGACACGAUGUGAAUUAUGUGGAACAAAAUACGUAACUCGCCGUGUUCAUAAAUUUGGUGUUUUGAAAGCCCUUGCUAUGUGGAUUCUCAGUCAUAACUCUAAACAUAUGAUUGUUGACUUCUUCGGCAUCAUGAUAAUGACCCCAAUAGCGGUUGUAGCUGCAGGAUUAACGGGGAGGACCUUUGCUGGUCUUAUGGCACAAGAUCAUCUAACGCCUUGGCCUCUAGCCUCGACAUUCGUACUAGCUUGUAUGACUCUGGUGUGUUAUUACUGCUGGAUAGUCUCAGCCUUGACUCGUCACGCACUCGGAUGGUGGAUCUGGUACAGGUCUCACUACGAAGUGAGACUUCAAUUGCAAGAAAAUGAAUCGUAAUCAAAAUUUUAAUAUAAAAAAUGAAAAAAAAAUCUGAAAAACUAUGGAUUUUUCAUAUUUGAUACAAGUUUGAGACUUCUUAUAAUAAUUAGUUACUUAGUUGAGACUCAAUGUUUUUAAGUCUGUCUUAUCAAUAUCUAUAACAGUUUACACUAUCAUUCUUAUAAGAAAUUCUCAUACAUGAGUUGCUCAAAGAUUUAAUUGAUUAUUUUUAAAUCAACAUUUGUUUAUGAUAAAGACAAAAAAAGUUACAACAUUAGUGCUGACAUAACGUGAAGACUAAUUAUCGGUAAAGAAUCAGCUUCAGUCCAUUUUAUUUAAUGUAAAAUGAUUUGAUUGCUACAUAUUCGAAUAAAUAUCUUUUAUUUAA
Messenger RNA from Danaus plexippus (monarch butterfly), 1608 nucleotides. RefSeq lists its product as uncharacterized. Gene Ontology annotation, biological process: protein ubiquitination. The transcript has 4 exons. NCBI's taxonomy places the organism in Eukaryota, Metazoa, Arthropoda, Insecta, Lepidoptera, Nymphalidae. The coding region runs from base 81 to 1238 and encodes 385 amino acids. The record is from RefSeq and is a predicted model, not a curated record. Gene Ontology annotation, molecular function: zinc ion binding; ubiquitin-protein transferase activity.